Molecule: messenger RNA, 3060 nt
Organism: Marmota flaviventris (yellow-bellied marmot)
Lineage: Eukaryota; Metazoa; Chordata; Mammalia; Rodentia; Sciuridae
Gene: Itgb5
Product: integrin subunit beta 5
Biological process (GO): cell-cell adhesion; cell migration; integrin-mediated signaling pathway
Cellular component (GO): cell surface; focal adhesion; integrin complex
Molecular function (GO): integrin binding
Source: RefSeq, a predicted model, not a curated record
UUUGUCGCCCGCGCCGCCGCUGAGGCCGGGCGCCCCACCAUGCCGCGGGCCCCGGCGCCCCUGUACGCCUGCCUCCUCGGGCUUUGCGCGCUGGUGCCGCCGCUCCCAGGGCUCAACAUUUGCACCAGUGGAAGUGCCACCUCGUGUGAAGAAUGUCUGCUAAUCCACCCAAAAUGUGCCUGGUGCUCCAAAGAGGACUUUGGCAGCCCAAGGUCAGUCACCUCCCGGUGUGACUUGAGGGCAAAUCUCAUCCGAAAUGGCUGCGGAGGUGAGAUCGAGAGCCCGGCCAGCAGCGCCCGUGUCCUGCGGAACCUGCCUCUCAGCAGCGAGGGCUCCAGUGCUGCGGGCUCUGAUGUCAUUCAGAUGGCGCCCCAGGAGAUUGCCGUGAGCCUCCGGCCUGGUGACCAGACCACCUUCCAGCUGCAGGUUCGCCAGGUGGAGGACUAUCCUGUGGACUUGUACUACCUGAUGGACCUCUCCCUGUCCAUGAAGGAUGAUUUGGACAACAUCCGAAGCCUGGGCACCAAGCUCGCUGAGGAGAUGAGAAAACUCACCAGCAACUUCCGGUUGGGCUUUGGGUCUUUUGUUGACAAGGACAUCUCUCCUUUCUCCUACACGGCACCCAGAUACCAGACCAAUCCAUGCAUUGGUUACAAAUUAUUUCCAAACUGCGUCCCCUCCUUUGGGUUCCGCCAUCUGCUGCCUCUCACUGACAGAGUCGACAGCUUCAAUGAGGAAGUUCGGAAGCAGAGGGUGUCCCGCAACCGAGAUGCCCCCGAGGGAGGCUUUGACGCAGUCCUCCAGGCAGCUGUCUGCAAGGAGAAAAUCGGCUGGCGAAAGGAUGCCCUUCACUUGCUGGUGUUCACAACGGAUGACGUGCCCCACAUCGCGCUGGAUGGAAAACUGGGGGGCCUGGUGCAGCCACAUGAUGGCCAGUGUCAUCUGAACGAGGCCAACGAGUACACUGCAUCCAACCAGAUGGACUAUCCGUCCCUUGCCUUGCUUGGAGAGAAGCUGGCAGAGAACAACAUCAACCUCAUUUUUGCAGUGACGAAAAACCACUAUAUGCUCUACAAGAAUUUUACAGCCCUGAUACCUGGGACCACGGUGGAGAUUUUACAUGGAGAUUCCAAGAACAUCAUCCAGCUGAUUAUCAAUGCAUACAAUAGUAUCCGGUCUAAGGUGGAGCUGUCGGUCUGGGAUCAGCCUGAGGAUCUCAAUCUCUUCUUCACUGCCACCUGCCAAGAUGGCGUAUCCUACCCAGGUCAGAGGAAGUGUGAAGAUCUGAAGAUUGGGGACACGGCGUCCUUUGAGGUGUCAGUGGAGGCAUGGAGCUGCCCCAGCAGACCCGUGGAGCACGUGUUCACCCUGCGGCCUGUGGGGUUCCGGGACAGCCUGCAGGUGAGGGUCACCUACAACUGCACCUGUGGCUGCAGUGUGGGGCUGGAGCCGGACAGCGCCAGAUGCAGCGGGAACGGGACCUACAUCUGCGGCCUCUGCGAGUGCAACCCCAGCUACCUGGGCACCAGGUGCGAGUGCCAGGAGGGAGAAAACCAGAGCGUGUACCAGAACCUGUGCCGGGAGGCAGAGGGCAAGCCGCUGUGCAGCGGGCGUGGCGAGUGCAGCUGCAACCAGUGCUCCUGCUUUGAGAGCGAGUUCGGGAAGAUCUAUGGGCCUUUCUGCGAGUGUGACAACUUCUCCUGUGCCAGGAACAAGGGCGUCCUCUGCUCAGGCCAUGGUGAGUGUCACUGCGGAGAAUGCAAGUGCCAUGCAGGUUACAUUGGGGACAAUUGUAACUGCUCAACAGACAUCAGCACGUGCCAGGCCAAGGAUGGGCAGAUCUGUAGCAACCGUGGGAACUGCAUCUGUGGGCAAUGCCAGUGCACAGAGCCCGGAGCCUUUGGGGAGACAUGUGAGAAGUGUCCAACCUGCCCAGACGCUUGCAGCACCAAGAGAGAUUGCGUUGAGUGCUUGCUGCUUCACUCAGGGAAACCUGACAAUCAGACCUGUCAGCACCUGUGCAAGGAUGAGGUGAUCACGUGGGUGGACACCAUCGUCAAAGAUGACCAGGAGGCUGUGCUUUGCUUCUAUAAAACUGCCAAGGACUGCAUCAUGACGUUCAGCUACGCAGACCUGCCCAGUGGGAAGACCAACCUGACGGUGCUGAGGGAGCCAGAGUGUGGGACUGCCCCCAACGCCAUGACCAUUUUGCUGGCCGUGGUCGGCAGCAUCCUCCUGAUUGGGAUUGCACUCCUGGCCAUCUGGAAGCUGCUUGUCACCAUCCAUGACCGCAGAGAAUUUGCCAAGUUCCAAAGUGAACGCUCCAGGGCACGCUAUGAGAUGGCUUCAAACCCCCUCUACAGAAAGCCCAUCUCCACUCACACUGUGGAUUUUACCUUCAACAAGUUCAACAAAUCCUACAAUGGCACCGUGGACUGACAGCGCCCCCUCCCAGAGAGGUACAGAGGGACUAACAAAAAAGACUGCCAGGCCUGGACAGCUGCUCACGUGAUCACGGCUCCCUAGAUAGGCAAGCACAGAGAAGCCCUUCCGGCCAGCCUGGGCAAGGAGCCCACCACCUGCCCAGGAGGGCGCCUGGCCAUGCCACCUGGCUGCUGGGCCAGAGCCACGCAAGGCCACCUCCCCUCCAAGCCUGGAAAAACAAGAGGACUUGGCGCUCCUGGCUUUCUCCGCCAUGUCCAGCGUCUUGUCCUGAUGAACUGCUGGGAUGCUGGGCUGCUUCUGCCUCCCUCGCUGGCCAGAGAGAAGGCUACCGGGAAGGGCCAGAGUGUGCAAAGCCAACCUGUGGCCUGAAUUUUUUUCCCGUUGGUCAUUUUUAUAUGUAAUAAAAAGAUCAUGCAUUUAUGGAGUAGUUCUGAGGGCUGGGAAUCCUCCGCCUGGUGUCGUGCCCUGCACAUGGGUGUUGGUGAUGGAUUGUUAGGUGCCUGUUGAAGGUACAUAGUUUGCGAACGUCUGUUUUCCUCUCCUGUCCGUGUUUGUUUAGUACUUUUGUAAUGAAAUGGAAAAAGGUUGUCUGCAAUUGAAAGUAAAAAUUCAAAC